Lineus longissimus is the source of this 1980-nucleotide messenger RNA. Its product is annotated as holothin acyltransferase-like. The transcript has 4 exons. The record is from RefSeq and is a predicted model, not a curated record. Lineage: Eukaryota; Metazoa; Nemertea; Pilidiophora; Heteronemertea; Lineidae. Gene Ontology annotation, molecular function: acyltransferase activity, transferring groups other than amino-acyl groups. Bases 194 to 1093 code for a protein of 299 amino acids.
CCAUUGCAUAGAUCCAUAGACCUUUGGAACUUAUCAUAGCUGACGAGGGCCAUUUACAUCGCUGCAGUGAACGUCGGCCUGUUCUUCUCAAACUGUUGCAGAGACGUGACUAUCGAGCGCAGUGCUUGGAUGUUAAGAAACUGCUCGAAAGGCAGAGGUUCAAUUGGUCGGCUCAACCGCUGAUUGAGCUAUCAUGGCACAGGAGUUACCUAGGUCGUUUGACCUCUCGAAGGUCACAAUCCGUAACGCCCGAUCGGUGGAUGCGCGGCAGAUAUGGGAAUGGACGGAGUCUGUUCAAUGGAAUGAAGCCCUUCAAGAUAUACAGUUGUACUGCGAUGUACUAUCAGACGGGUUUCUCGUUGCAGAGUUCGACGGGAAAAUGAUAGGAUGCAUCUUUUACGUGCAUAUUGGUGGCGAGCAGACGUUUGGCGGGUUUGCACUUGUAGAUGAAGCCCUCAGAGGGAAAGGGACAGGUCUGAAACUUUUCAAGGAACGUUCCCGCCGGAUCGGCGAAAGAAACUUCGGCAUCAACGCUGUAGCAGAGAGGGUCCAGCCAAAUAUCAAGAUGGGGUAUAAACACACCACUUGGAAAAUCAAAUACUACCACGGGACAUUCUCAUUCGCCCUGAAGCCGAACAAUCCGGGAAUAAUUCAGAUAUGUGGACUGUCCGACAAGAUAUUUGACCAGGUUCUUGAAUAUGAUAAAGGGGUGCAUGUGUUCCCGCGGGAGAAAUUCCUACGGGCGUGGCUUGGGAGGAGGAAUGUGACAACUCAUGUUGCAUUCGUUGAUGGGAAAGUUGUGGGGUAUGGAUUACUUAGUUCUGCCACCAAGGGCUACCGUCUUGCCCCACUCUAUGCCGACACGCAGGAUGCUGCGCUGAUCUUGAUUGAAAGUUUGGUGAAGUUGCUUCCGACCGGAAGUGAUGUGGCACUCUACGUACCGGAAGAUAACAGAGACGCUAUGGAGAUUGUGCAAUCGGAAAACAUGGUGCUAGCCCUUGACCCCAUCGUUCGUCAGUAUACGAAAUGGGAUGUCGAGUUGCCGUUGCAAAAGGUUUACGGGGUAUCCAACCUGGACACGACCAUGUUGUAGAUCCAUAGUCCCCGCGUCCCAUGUUUUGUGUGCGGCAAUCGAAGGACAUUACCAAGUUUUGAGUCAUCAGCAACGGAUUCCACUACACCCUGUCGCGGCCUGCAAUAUGCAUAUACCAUGUAUAAUAUGUUGUAGAGUAGUAUCGUGGUACUUUUAUACCCAAUGUAUUUUGCAAUAAUUACUGUGAAAUAAAUUCAGGGGACUGCGCCCAUCAAUCUUGUUCCCAAGUCGUCACUCUAACGUCUAGAAUGCCUCACUUUACCCUAUAUAGGAAAGAGGUGAUUCUGGCAUAAAGAUCCCAACAAAAGCGAGACUGACGCCAGGCUAAACGAAACUUAAAGCGAACUGGAACCGCCAAGCCAGUUCGUAUGACCUCGUUUUCAUUCCCGCGUAUCGGGUGAUCAGAGCGAGGCAUGAAUGAAACAUGGCGCCUAGCUGUCAAUCAUUCAGUGACGUCACUACUAUGGAAUUUACUACAAAAAUUCAUGAAUGAAAGAUCGCAUGACUCACGUGAUUCUCACAUGAUUCUCAAUAAUAACAAAUUGAACUGCGCAUGCUCGGGCACUGGGGGCGGAGCUACAAAUCUGAACUCGACUUUCUCGGGCGGUCAAAGUCGAAAAGUUGAAUAAAUCGCUCGGCGGUUCCAGUUCGCUUUAACUGUACUGAUAGCUAAUGAUAUUUCGCAGAAUGGAAAACAACCUUCAACAAUAGCGAACGAGGUUUCAUUCUUCCAUUCUGCCAAAUAGGGUCUGGCCUCUUCUGACGUCAGGAUGAACAGAAAUCAAGAAUACACGCAGAUAGUUCUCUGACACUUUAUUGAGUCAUGUACAAGAUGAAUACACUAUGGUAUUCCAAAUCAAAAAUAGUGUUUUACACAUUUCAUGAAA